Molecule: messenger RNA, 594 nt
Organism: Rhagoletis zephyria (snowberry fruit fly)
Lineage: Eukaryota; Metazoa; Arthropoda; Insecta; Diptera; Tephritidae
Product: extensin-like
Source: RefSeq, a predicted model, not a curated record
CAUGUGGCCCAGAAAUUUCUUUGUACUCCUUUUUGGAGCUGUGCUUUUAAUGACUAUAGCUAUCACUCAAGCUCAGCCAGAUGUUACUGUUGAACCAACACCGCCUACAGAGCCAACACCACCUACAGAGCCUACACCGCCUGCAGAGCCUACACCGCCUACAGAGCCUACAGAGCCAACACCGCCUACAGAGCCUACACCACCUACAGAGCCUACACCGCCUGCAGAGCCUACACCGCCUACAGAGCCUACAGAGCCCACAGAGCCAACAGAGCCCACACCGGAAACUACGACACCUGCACGGCGAACCAGGAGACCUACGCGCCCGACUAGGCGACCUACGCGCCCAACUAGGAGACCUGUAGCCUCCCAACUAAAUGACCUACGCCUUCAAUUAGGAGACCUACGUCAACAGCUAACACAGCUACGUCUCCAAAUAGGAGAUCUACUUCUCCAACUAGUUGAACAGACUACUGGGAGACCACGCUCAUAAGUGUGCUUCAAGCAAUCUCAACAGCCAAUCUAGGCAGCGUAAAAUUGUGAAAAAGCUCGUUAGAAAAUUCUGAAUUUAAUUAUUUUUUCGCCUUGGAUUGG